Mesorhabditis belari is the source of this 3114-nucleotide messenger RNA. The record is from the annotation of a GenBank genome assembly. Lineage: Eukaryota; Metazoa; Nematoda; Chromadorea; Rhabditida; Rhabditidae.
AUGCCCCUCUUCAGCACCGGCGGCGAUGGCGGCAAGAGGCCGUCUCCCCCAGCUGCCCUUUACCCAUACCCCUUGCCCACCAUAUAUCGAUUGCUAGCUCAGGGAUUAGCCUCGUUUCUAGUCGAUGACGAAAUGAUUCAAGUGAAAUGCGAAUUUUGUAUAGGUGACAACGAGGAGCGUUUCGAAUUUGAAGUGGGACAUCAACUCCGAGAUCAUCUAAUCAAAAGUCAUGCAGAAGAAGUGGCUCGGGCUUUUCUCUUUCCCAAUAUUGCUGAUCCUAAGCACAUUUUUUUGAUGGGAUGUGUUGAAUUUAACACCGCAACAGUAGGAGUUGAUGGAGAAACGUGCAGUUCAGCUGAACUUUCCCCAACGGAUACAGUGUCUCCGAUAGAAGGGCUUCCCGUCGAGGAAGGCUCACUGGAUGAAAAUGAUGAUGAAACAGGUGUUGGCGUAAAUCUUGUUGAUGUCAUUGCUACUCUCAUUGGUUCUACAAUGCAGCCAACAAUUAAUGGAAAAACACGCAAGAGAGGGUUCCCUUCGCCGACAAAAGAUACACCAAUGAAACGCUUUCAUAGAAUUAACGAUGAUGUUAUGGUGAAUGAUGGAUUUUCGGCUCAUUCAACCUUUGAUCCGGCAUCUUUAUUCGAAAAUGCUGAAGCUUUGGCUUCUGCUAGUGGAAUGGUCGAAAAUGGGCGAAAAAUUAAAGAAGGAACUUGCAAAUCGUGUCAUCAAGGAGUGUCGAUGUCAGGCCGUUAUCGCCACGUUCUUGAAGUUCAUGUUAAUAAAGAAGAUAUGUUCACUUGUUCGGCUUGUGAUUUUUCUCAUUGCAGCUCAAUAGCCGAAGCUAGAAAUCACGCCGGCACUGCUCACCCUGACGAAAACGCGUGCCCACAAAGCAAUGAACUGAAAUAUCGAACGUUGAUUCAACAAUGGAUGAGAAGAUGCUUUGAUGAUUGGAAAACAGUAGAUAUUCGGCCUGAAGUACAAAGAGUCGAUAACGGAGAUUCUGGGGGUGCGAGUGAGGAGCCGGAGGAUGAUUUACUAGAAUCGGAUCCAAGAACACCUCUCGGAAAUAUCGAUCCAGCAAAUGUUGAUGAGAGAACGUGUCAACUUUGCUGGGAAGAGAGCAGAUAUCCAGGCCGACAUUUGGCUCAAAAGCAUCUACGAAAGCCAUUAUAUGAAUGCCCGGUUUGUGAAGGAUUCGGCAGUUAUGAGAGUUGCACUGUUGUUAAACAUAUGAUGAAGGUGCAUACAGAGGUCGAAGAUCCGCAACCAAUAUCAAACCUUGAGAAAUAUGCUGAAGAAAUUCGAGAUCUACAGAUUCGUUGUUUCCCGAAAAGACCAAUGAAGCUAGUGAAAGCUUCAAUGGGGUCAAAGCCAAGAGAAAGACAUCUUUGUAAUAAAUGCAACACUCAGGUGGCUCAAUCUGAUCGCCAAAGACAUGUCUACCACAAACAUCUUCAAAAGACUCGCGUAUUUGAGUGCCCAAUCUGUGAUUUUGCCUCAAAUUAUGAUGUUCACAGAGUAAAAUGGCAUCUCAAAUGGGAGCACAAAGAAGAGGGAAAAGAUCUCGAGCCGGUCUCGCAUGAAAACGAAUAUCGAGAGGCGAUUGAUCGAUUAAAUGAAGAGUGCUUCCCCGGAUGGACACAUCGACGGAAACCAUUUUGGUGGUUAGAUCAAGAAGAAGCUCAACAAAGGGUUUCACAGAUUCGAGCCAAAAAGAAGAAAGAAGAUACAUCAAUGGAGCAAGACUCAAUAGAAGAAGAAAGUGUUGAGAAUGGGGUCGAUGAAUUGCUGAGUCAAUCACUCAGUGAAUAUGCUUGCAAAUUGUGUGGAAAAGAUUUCAAACCAUCAGCGAAUUUCCUUCGACACGUAGCAAAAGAACAUCUCUCGAUACCGCUUUAUCAAUGCCCACUUUGUGAAGGCUUUGGCGCUCAAGAUGCCUACGGGAUUCGUGCACAUACUUUGAAAGCUCAUUCAAGAGCUGACGUGCAACCGCUUUCAAAUAUGGAAACUCACUCUGAAGAGAUUCAACGUGUCUAUUCACAGUGUUUCCCUGGACGAAAGUUAAAGAAUUUACCGGAUAAGCCGCUUAAACGUGAAAAAUCAUCGGCCGCACAACGAGUCGAGACAAGGUCAAAAAGACGAAGCAAUAUUGCUGAAAGUUCCAAGUCAAAACAAGACAAAUCGGAGCCUCGUAUCUCACGUGGUCGUCAUCGGUGGGAUGAUGAUGACGGGAAAGUUGUGUGCACGCAGUGCAAUAUGGAGAUGAAAACUGAGGAUCGACAGAUUCAUGUCUACCGACAUCAUCUCAAAGAGUCACGAUUGUAUGAAUGUCCACUCUGCGAUUUCUCUCAUCAUGCGUGCAGCAGUGAUGUCCGCUCGCACAUAAAAUUUGUGCAUCGUAAUCAAUCGGAAGUGAUGCCAAGAGCAAACUUGCUCGAAUUUUCGGAAAAAAUCGCAGAAUGGAACGAUAAAUGUUUUCCCGGUUGGAUCAAUCGAAGACUUCCCACAAUUGCGGCCGAAGAUUUCUCAAGUUGUCGUUUAUGUGGAGAAGAGGUGCGACAAACUUCGCGUCAUAUUGCAGAAGUCCAUUUAAAAAUUUCUCUUCAUCAAUGCCCACUUUGUGAAUACGGAGCCGCUGAAUCACGUCUUGUUAUCAGACAUUUACGCAACAAUCAUACGAAAAAGGAAGCUAAGGGACAAGAACCAAUCUCAAACGUUGCACUGCGAAGGGCCGACUUUUCAGCGGUGCAUGACAAAUGCUUUCCAGGAAGGCCAAAACGUCUUUCCAAUAUAACUAUAUCAGAAGAAGGAAGACGAGCAAAGUGUCGAAGCUGUGGUUCAACAGUGAGCAAGAAAAAGCGGUUGUCACAUUUACUCGAAAGACACCUCAACAUAGCAUUCAUAAAGUGUAAAUCUUGUGAUUUCACACACACCUACGAUGAGAAGCUUUUGAAAGAACAUAUUACUCAAAAGCAUGAAAAUAGCGGGAAAAAUCAGGAAGAGAUCUCAUUGAACAAGCAUUUCGGUGAAGUCUCCGAGUGCAGUCGAGCCUGUUUUCCUGAUUGGGAUCUGAAGAAAGCUGAUCUUCAGCAUUACUCUUAUGUACUG